Mizuhopecten yessoensis (Yesso scallop) is the source of this 889-nucleotide messenger RNA. RefSeq names its product histone H1-I-like. The record is from RefSeq and is a predicted model, not a curated record. The coding region runs from base 80 to 685 and encodes 201 amino acids. Gene Ontology annotation, biological process: nucleosome assembly; chromosome condensation; negative regulation of DNA recombination. Gene Ontology annotation, molecular function: structural constituent of chromatin; nucleosomal DNA binding; double-stranded DNA binding. The transcript has 2 exons. NCBI's taxonomy places the organism in Eukaryota, Metazoa, Mollusca, Bivalvia, Pectinida, Pectinidae. Gene Ontology annotation, cellular component: nucleosome; nucleus.
UUUCGCGCCUCCUUUGUAAAGACGACGAGUAAGUUGUGUAGCCGUUUAACGUAUCUAUCUCUUAUCCAAACCCACAAAAAUGGCAGAGUCCGACUCCUCACCGAAGAAAGCUGUCAAACCAAAGAUGCCAUCCCAACACCCUACCUAUCUGUCUAUGGCCGUGGAAGCAGUGACGACUGUUAAGGAUGCGAAGGGCGUUUCUGUCCCCGCCAUUCGUAACUUCAUUACGGAAAAAUACAAAACUGUUGACGUUGGCACCCUACGUUUCCGAUUGAAACAAGCACUAGCCAAGGCCGUGGAAAAAGAGACAAUUGUUAAAUCAAAAGCCACUGCCGAAAAGCCUCUACUAGUCAGUAGGUUUAACCUCAACAAGGAAAAGCUGCUCGCUCUUGAGAAAGCAAAAGCUAAAAAGGAGAAGGCAAAGGAAAAGGCCGAACAAUCCACGAAAAAGACCACAGUAAAGAAAAUGAAAUCUACAGAGAGUCCACAAAAGAAAACAAAAACGACAAAGGCAAAGACAAAAACUUCUCCAAAGAAAGCUACAAAGACGAAAAAGAUUCCAAAGACACCAGAGAAGGUGGUGAAGGCAAAGGCAAAGGCUACGACAAAAUCUGCAAUUAAGACCAUCAAAACUCCAAAGAAAACCACAAAGAAAUCUGCCAGUGGAAAAGUGAAAGCCAAAUGAGAAUGAAAUGCAAUUGAGGACUUUAGGACUGUGAUAAUGGGAAAAUGGACACUGAUCAAUAUAGAUUAUAACUGUUCAAAGCAUGGAGAAUGAGUAUUAAUUUUUAACAUAAUUUAAAUUUUAGCGCUAUAAAGGAAUUGUGCUGUUGAUGAGAAUCUGAUGAUUUUGAUACAUGACUUUUUAAUAAAUUGUUUUUAACAUUCA